This is a messenger RNA of Bradysia coprophila, 4279 nucleotides long. It is a transcript of the gene Cep135, whose product is annotated as Centrosomal protein 135kDa. Lineage: Eukaryota; Metazoa; Arthropoda; Insecta; Diptera; Sciaridae. The record is from RefSeq and is a predicted model, not a curated record.
GUUCUUUUCUGGAUUUAAAUGUCCAAAACAAAAACGAAGUUUUGAGUAUUUUCUUGGUGCAAAACCUUUUGCUGUUUGUUUUUGUUAAAUUUUUAAUUAAGCUGAUAUGGUUACAAAGUAAACACAAGCCGGUAUCGAAAUGGAUCAACUUGAUUUUCGUUACAAAGAUCUUAGAGAGCAACUGUACACUCUCGGCUUUCACCAACAAAUGCCCAUAGGCUCGAUGUCAAUUGUGUCUGCAUUACUCGAAGAUUUGAUCAAAGUUACUGACAGCUACAAGCAAUCAAAGGAAACGGUCAAAAAUUUGCUUGAGGAGAAACGGGCUUGGGAUCUGGGAAUCGAACCGUACAAGUGUGACAACUCUCGACUUUUAUCCGAAAAUAAUGCACUUCACUUGGAAGUGAUACAGCAACGCGGUCUUUACGAGAAGAAAAUUUUGGACCUUAAGGGUACGAUUCGAAAUUUGGAAGUGGACAAAAAUUACUUGGACGACCAUUGCAUUGAAUUGGUUAGUAAAAUCAGUGAAAUGGAACAUCGCGGUAAAAGUUCCAAGUCAAAUGACGGUGGUACAGUGAAACAUAAGACGCCAUUCGUUUCAACCGUUACUUCGGGCAUUCCUCCAUAUACCGGUUCAUCGAAACAUCAUUCGUCUCGCCGAGGCGAAGCCAAAUCCAGCUCAAAUGACCAUCAGGUCCAAAUUGUCAUAUUGCAGAACGAGAAUCAGCUGCUGAAGGAUGAGAUUAACUGUUUAAAGAAGCAGCUAGAAAGUCGUGAUAGGGAAAUUGCCCGAUUACACAAACAGCUUGCUGGUGGUCGACCUGUAGCUGCAUUAGGACGAGAUUGCUGUUAUCAGGGCAUCGAUACAUUGACAGAAGACAUGAAGUUGCUUCAACAGCAACUGAUUGCUACCAAGAAGGAACUAUCCGAGAGCUUAGAACAACAACAUGAAGCUAAACUUCGUGCUAUCAAAUUGGAUGAGGAGAAAAAGAAGUAUGCUAAAGAUCUAAAAGAGAUGGAGGAAUUGGCGCUUAAAAUUCAGGACGAUGCUAAUGCACAGCUAUCCGACAAAGAAAGAGACUACGAACGUUUAGUUGAUAAGCUUAAUGAUUCACUGCGAAAAAUCUCGGCGCUCGAAUCUGCUGCACGAAGCUCUAGUUCUACGUCACAACAAACGAAAAUUGUUGAAAAUAUGAAGGCGGCAUUGAAGAAAGCGAACGAGGAGAAUGAUCAUCUGAUAGAUAGGCUAGUCAACGAUGAACAAAAAUACUCUGAAGAAAUCAAAAUACUUGCGCGUAAAAAUUCCAAAUUGGAAGAGAAGCUACAGCUCCUUCAGUCAAAGGGAAGCAGUGACAGACGAAUGCUGAAUAAGGAAACAAUUACCGAAACUCAACAUGAAAACGGCUUUUCCAAAGAGAAGCUCUUAUUGCAAACUGAGUACUUACGGCGGUUGAAUCAACCAGUUUAUGAAAGAGAAUUGGAGAAUGUGCAAUCUCAACUGGCGUUGCGUGAAAUCGAGAUCGAUAAGUUAAAGGAACAAUUAUCAUACUUACAAUCACAACCAAAGACGGCUAGCGGGAGUCACACCAGUAUUUCGAUUCAUUCAGCAAUGAGUAGAAUGGAACGUGAAGCAGAAACGUUAAAAUCGAAAAUUAAUCUCAUCACCAGCGAACGAGAAGACCUGAAGAAAAACCUUAAGGAAGUGCUGGAUGAUUUUCACAAUGAGCAACUCUCGUACACGACACAGAUAUUGAAGCUCACCGAUCAAGUAAAAAAAUUAGAGAAUGACAAUCAUCUCUUGCGUGACUGCCAGCAAACGGGAGCGUCCAAAGAAAGUAGAAUUUUACGGAUGACUGAGAAAGUAGAAGAAUACACGAGGCAGUUGGAAGAAUUGAGUUCGGAGAAUCGUAAAUUGAAAAGCUCGUACACCCAAAUCAAGAUACUGCAAGAACAAACCGAAAAGACGCUAAUUGAUUACCAGAAUCGAUUAGCCCAAGCCGAAAAUGACUUAGCACAUAGCGCAUGUGAACAGGGUGCAAUGGAUGCCAAAUUUACAUUCACCAAUAAAACCAUUUCCAAUUUGAAGGAUGAAGCAGACAAAUUGAGAGUAGCCAUUGAGUUACUCGAAAAGGAUAGAAAUGACAUGCUCAAUCAGCUAGAUGCUAAAACGGAGCAAAUCAUUCAUAUGGAUACGGAAGUGAGUAAGCUGAGAUCUGAAAAUGCCGAAUUGAGCUCAAAGAGCGUUGCCCUGCGGAGACAAAUGUCGUCUAAAAGCAACGAAAACGUCGAAAAGACAAGCACAAUACACAAAGUAACACAAGAAUACGAAAUUCUUCGAAAACAAGUGGAACAUUUCAAAGAACUAAAUGAAAAUUUAACAGCAGAGAAUAGCCGAUUGUGUCUCCAAAUAACCGAUCUUACGUGCGCAUGUAAAGAACUGAAGAAAAAACAAGGACUGUCAGAUGGCGAGGUAGAACGACUAAAGGAAUCAAUAAAGGAAUACGUGUUCAAGAUAAAGGAAGUUGAAGAUACUCUAGCAUUAAAGAACACUGAAUACGAACGAAUACUCGGUCAUUUUAACACAUUUGAAAGUGAUGCACAGAAACUGGAAAGAACCAAUCACAGUUUGGAAAUGGAGAAUGAGGAAGCUAGUCGUCGUUUGAGCAACGCAGGUCGUGAACUGCAACAUUUACAGGAGAUACUGAAUGAACGUGAUAAUGAAAUAGCCGCCAACAAUCGUCAAAUAACUGAAUUGAAUAACCAACUCAUCGACGUUGAACGGGAUCUGAAAAGACGUGACGAGGAAGUGAAACAUCUGCAGGAGAAUUCCAAUGCAAUUAAAGAACUGUGCAAUAAGUUGGAUAUCGAAAAGGAAAAGCUUAAAGAAGAAGUGAAUGAGUGCUCCAAUAUACGACGAAAGCUUGAACUUGAAAACGAAAAAGUACGAAAAGAUCUGGCUGCCAAUGAAGCACUAGAUCAACAAGGUGCCGUUCAAAAACUACAGGAACUACUCACGGCGAGCAAAGUUGAAGCUGAGCAGCAACGCGCCACACUGAGCGAAAAAUCAACCGAAAUACAAAAACUUCGGGCGAAAUUGAAUGAAUUGAAGGAGAAAUACGCAGAAGAGCAAGAGAACUCUAAGCGUUACCAGGCUUCAUCACAAGAAAAUGCCGUCCAAAUUCAAGAACUCAACCGUAAAUUGACCAAUUAUCGAUAUGAAGCUAAAGUUAGUAAAGAGAAGGAACAACAGAAGGACGAUUAUGACCGCAAUAAGAUUUUACUUGAUCAACCACAAACCGGUCAAUAUUCAGACUUAAUUUCUGACGAUUCUCAACGAAAAUUCAAGAAUCCGACGGCAAAUUCUCGCAAUGAUCCAAUUGAGCCAUCGGUAAUUGUAUACAAACGAACUCCGCUAUCUGCCAUAGAUCCAUCAGCCAUAAACGCAAGACAGGGAACCGGUCACUUAGAUUGUUCAGAAAGUUCGGAAGGAAUGAAUUCGACCAUAAAGCAGUACAUUAUGAAAAGUCAACAUAAAAAGCCAUCAAGGAAAUGUAAGAAUGACAAACUUCGCAGAGGAAACGAGACAAGUUCAAGUGAAACCGGUUCUGGACCUUCUGAAAGACUGUCAAUACCAAAUGAAAUGAACGAUCGACCAAGAGCGUUGAACAGUCAACCGAAAGGGAACAGAUUUGAAUCUGUUCCUAAUGAAAUGUCAAUAACUAACGAAUUGAAUGAUCACAUUGAACAAUUGCGAGGUCAGCAGGGGAGGAAUAGUGAUGAAAUUGGCUAUCAAAAAGGGUCGGCAGUUGGUGAAUUGAAUAAUGAAAUCAAAGGGUUCAACAAUGAACAAAGCGGGAGCGGAGAUCCUGUGGGAAACACAUUUUCAGAAGCUAUUGCUCAAAAUGGUCGAGCAUCGUUUCAUAUGAAAAAAAACGGCACAGUUUCUAAGUCUCACGACGAUUCAAUUCCACAAAACAUUCGAAAAACAAUGAAUUCCGAAUCACAUGAAGAAUUUUUCACGUGCGAUUCCAGCAGCACAAUUCCACAUAACGAUCGCCAAGAAUUCCAAGACUCACCAAGAACGCAUCCGAUACUGCAACCAUUUGAUACGUCGCAUCUACCUCCACCGCCGCCAAUGAAUGACCUCCUUAUCGGAUACAAAUCAAGCAGCAAAGCACUAUUCAAUAUCCAAGUUAAUUCGCAUAUGGGACAAAUACAUGCCUUCAGAGGUGACUGUGUAAUCGGUUCGACUGAGUAAACAGUUUUUUGUUCUUAUGGUUCA